This is a messenger RNA of Protomyces lactucae-debilis, 642 nucleotides long. Its product is annotated as MED6 mediator sub complex component-domain-containing protein. The transcript is spliced from 3 exons. Gene Ontology annotation, cellular component: core mediator complex; mediator complex. The record is from RefSeq and is a predicted model, not a curated record. Bases 29 to 595 code for a protein of 188 amino acids. Gene Ontology annotation, molecular function: transcription coactivator activity. Lineage: Eukaryota; Fungi; Ascomycota; Taphrinomycetes; Taphrinales; Protomycetaceae. Gene Ontology annotation, biological process: regulation of transcription by RNA polymerase II.
CUCAUCUGCCAAGCUGCUCUCAAGAUAAAUGGAAGCUACAGAUCUCUCUCAAAUUGUCUGGCGUGCUCCAGAAUGGAUCAACGCCCUCGGUGGUCUGCGUACCGACAACAUCCUCGAGUACUUUUCACAAUCUCCCUUCUUUGAUCGCAGCAGCAACAACGCCGUCCUCAAGCAACAAUCGCAAUUCCAAAACUUUGGCGAUAUCCCACAAGCACUGCAAAAGAUGCGUGGUGUCGAGUUUGCCAUCUACGACGCACGCCCGCCUGACUUGUGGACUAUUGCAAAGCAAGUCCGUGAGAGUGUGGAGGAGGUCCAAGUGGUCAAUAUGUAUUUUAUUGCAAAUGGGAAUAUCUACCAGGCCCCCGACGUGGAUGCAAUCAUGCAAUCGAGAUUGCUCAACAUUUCGAGUUCUAUUGCAGAAGCACUCGAUGCACUCAAGGCGCAAGUGUCCUUCACACCUGCAGGAGGCUACCAAUAUGGACCAAAGCCAGGACCAGCGACUGAACCUGACGCAAGCAGAGCAAGCACAGCACGAGAAGAGGCCGAUACGAAGGCAAUGCACAAAGCCUUGUUUAGCGCCAUGCAAGCUCAGUAACGAAACAAUUUCUCAUAUAUAUAGCAUACUAGACAUCUCAAAAAGAC